AUGUUUGGAUUAGUUUUGGGAGAUGCAUUGGGUGCUCAUGUCGAAUUCAGACCCCAUAGUUAUUUGCUGGCUAAUCCAGUUAUUGACCUACGGGGUGGAGGAACAUGGGGUCUCGAAAAAGGACAGUUCACGGAUGAUGGAUCCAUGGCUCUUUGUUUAGCUAAUUCAUUAGUGGCUCGCCGUGGUUUUGAACCUUAUGAUCAAUUGGUUCGUUAUAAAUGGUGGUUUAGACAUGGUUAUAUGUCAUCGACAGGAAGCUGUUUUGAUAUUGGUGACACUACUAGAAAAUCACUUUGUGAGUUUGAAAGUCGACAAAAAGCCUUCGCUCAAAAGCAUGGUCUCCCAUUAGAAGAAAUCGAUUUCUUAUCUGAUGAGAAGCUUCUCGCAGAUUUUCCUAUUUAUUGCAGUUCAGAUGGAGCAGCUGGCAAUGGUGUACUUAUGCGUUUGGCACCUGUGCCUCUAUUUUUCUAUCGAGAUCCAGAAGUGGCCGUUGGAUUCUCUGGAAUCAGUGGUCAAAUUACUCAUGGAGAUAAGAAAGCCUUUGACGCGUGCCGUUAUUAUGGAGCUCUUAUUGUAGCUACUAUGCACGGUACAGAUAAAAAUAAACUUCUCAGUGAAAAAUUUUAUUCAUCCGAGAUGAAGCAGUGGUUUAAAAACAAGCCUUUAGAUUCAGAAAUUGAAAAUAUUGCCAAAGGAUCAUUCAAGAAGGGAAAAGGAUAUGACGAUGGGAUACGAGGUAAAGGUUACGUGGUUAAUUCUCUUGAAGCUGCAUUAUGGGCUUUUUGGAGUACGCAGUCAUUUGAAGCGGGUGCUCUAGCAGCAGUAAAUCUUGGUGACGAUACUGAUACAACGGCAGCUAUUUAUGGUCAGCUGGCUGGUGCUUACUACGGUUUUCAUAAAUUACCGCCAGAAUGGAUCGAUUGUGUCUAUGCUAAGGGCUUCAUAGAGUGCUUAUGCAAAUGGAUUGCAUACAGAGGAAGUCAACCAUACUCCAAGAAGUAA
This is a messenger RNA of Rotaria sp. Silwood1, 1002 nucleotides long. The record is from the annotation of a GenBank genome assembly. NCBI's taxonomy places the organism in Eukaryota, Metazoa, Rotifera, Eurotatoria, Philodinida, Philodinidae.